AUAUCGUUUCAUCACCUAUUUCUCUCUCAUCGUUUUUAUUUCUCUCUCUCUCUCUCUCUCUCUCUCUCUCUCUCUCUCUCUCUACUGCUCUUCAGGUCGCCUACGGUCGGGCCGGGUGCCGUGUAUAAAAGCUUCCACUGCGUCACCCUCCAUCUUUCUUUUCCGUUUUUUUCUGUUUGUUUUUUAUCAGCUCGAUAGCGAUUGGGGAAAAAGUUGGAAAGAGAAGGGUUUUUCAUGGCGGUGUGUGGGAAGAAGAAGAAGAAUCAGUGGUUUACUGAGCUGGGUUAGGGUUAGGGUUUUGAGUUUGGGUUUGUAUGUCUGCGAUUUUAGUUAUGUGGGGGAGGUUUAAUUGCGGAAUAAUGCAUGUCAAAAUUACAUGUUUCAGAGUGAGGAAGAAGAGGUUAAGCUGAAAGUUAAAGGGGGAAAUUUGGAUUUCGGGGGUGGGGGGUGGGGUUUUUGCUUGAUCAAUCGUGAUUUGUCGAGUUAUGAUUUAGAAUUCGAAGAUUGUAUACUAUCAUUAUUAAAUAUAUCUAUAUAAUAAUCCAAAGGGUUUAGAUAAAAUAUGAAGCUUUCAACAUCAGGGUUGGGUCAGCAGCCUCAUGAAGGAGAAAAGAAAUGCUUGAAUUCAGAGCUAUGGCACGCUUGUGCUGGCCCCCUUGUCUCCCUACCUAUAGUUGGCAGUCGAGUCGUUUACUUCCCUCAAGGCCAUAGCGAACAGGUUGCUGCCACUACAAAUAAAGAAAUCGAUGCUCAUAUACCCAAUUACCCAAGCUUGCCUCCCCAAUUGAUCUGUCAACUCCACAAUGUCACAAUGCAUGCGGAUGUUGAAACAGAUGAGGUUUAUGCCCAAAUGACAUUGCAGCCCUUGACCCCGCAAGAACAAAAGGACACAUUUCUACCUGUUGAGUUGGGCACACCAAGCAGACAGCCAACUAAUUACUUUUGCAAGACAUUAACAGCAAGUGAUACCAGUACCCAUGGAGGAUUCUCUGUUCCUCGUCGUGCAGCUGAAAAAGUCUUCCCUCCAUUGGACUUCUCUCAACAACCACCCGCCCAAGAACUCAUCGCAAGAGAUCUCCAUGAUGUUGAAUGGAAGUUCAGACAUAUUUUUCGCGGGCAACCAAAACGUCACCUUCUUACCACAGGGUGGAGUGUAUUUGUUAGUGCAAAAAGACUUGUUGCAGGGGACUCUGUUCUUUUCAUCUGGAAUGAAAAAAAUCAACUACUUUUGGGGAUACGUAGAGCAACACGUCCACAAACUGUAAUGCCAUCAUCAGUUCUAUCAAGUGAUAGUAUGCACAUUGGGCUCCUUGCUGCUGCUGCUCAUGCAGCUGCUACAAAUAGUUGUUUCACAAUUUUUUAUAACCCAAGGGCAAGUCCAUGUGAAUUUGUUAUUCCUCUUUCGAAAUACGUGAAAGCUGUGUAUCAUACUCGUGUUUCUGUUGGGAUGCGUUUCCGCAUGCUUUUUGAAACUGAAGAAUCAAGUGUUCGAAGAUACAUGGGUACAAUUACUGGAAUUGGUGAUUUGGAUCCUGUUCGUUGGCAGAAUUCUCAUUGGAGAUCUGUAAAGGUUGGAUGGGAUGAAUCAACUGCAGGUGAGAGGCAGCCACGUGUCUCAUUAUGGGAAAUUGAACCACUAACUACUUUUCCCAUGUAUCCAUCACUUUUUCCACUUCGCCUAAAACGCCCCUGGUAUCCCGGAGCUUCAUCUUUUCAAGAUAGUAGAGAUGAUGGGGUUAAUGGGAUGACAUGGCUGAGAGGGGAACCAGGGGAACAAGGAUUGAAUUCUCUAAACUUCCAAUCUGUUGGCAUGUUUCCAUGGAUGCAACAAAGGGUAGAUCCGUCUUUUCUUCAAAGUAAUCUGAAUCAGCAAUACCAAGCUGCAUUAGCUGCAGGUUUACAGAAUCUUGGAAGUGGAGAUGCUUUGAAGCAACAAAUACUCCAAUUCCAACAACAACAGCAACAGCAACAACAACAAAUCCAGUAUAGUCCUUCAGGCACUUCUAAUCCACUUUUCCAACAAUCACAACAACUAAUCCCUCAACAAUUCGUCCAUGGUCAAACCCAAAUCCAACAAGUCAACACUCAACCAGAAGAACACCCACAACCACAACAACAACAACAGAGUUCGUAUCCGGAAUCUUACUUGCUUCAACACCAUGAGAGGCCACAAUCCCAUGCUUUUAUGGACCCGAAUACCAAAUUUGCCCCUCCUUCAAUGCAAAACAUGUUGGGUUCUUUAAUAACAUCUGAAGGAAGUGGGAAUCUUUUGAGUUUUUCUAGGGCGGGGCCCACUUUGACUGAGCAGCAUCCAUCGAACCAGAACCAAAACCAACAGUCUUGGGUUUCGAGGUUUGCUCAGUCACAACCGAAUUUGUCGUCUUCUUCACCUGCUCCAUCAUUGUCAUAUCAAGAGAAGAAUGUUGAAGAAGCUUCAAGUUUGGAUACACAGACACAGGGGUUGUUUGGUGGAACGAAUAUUGAUUCUUCAGUAGGGCUUUUACAGGAAACUGACAUAGCCACCACCACCACCACCACCACCAUGACCAUGGCGAUGGCAUCACCGGCUUCUGGUUUUCAGAAUAAUUCUUCUUACUUUGGGUACAUGCAGGACUCUUCUGAGCUGCUGCAUGCGACGACAGGAGCACAAAUUGACCCAUCAAACCCUAAUCGUACGUUUGUCAAGGUAUACAAAUCAGGUUCGGUGGGGAGGUCACUGGACAUCAGCCGGUUUCACAGCUACCCAGAGCUGAAGGAGGAACUGGAACAGAUGUUCAAUGUUGAGGGGCUGCUUCAAGACCCUCAAAGAUCAGGCUGGCAGCUUGUAUUCGUUGACAGGGAGAAUGAUGUUCUUCUCCUUGGAGACGGACCCUGGGAGGCAUUUGUAAAUAGUGUGUGGUAUAUCAAGAUACUUUCUCCUGAAGACGUGUUGAAACUUGGGAAGCAAGAGUUGGAGUCCUUCACUCAAAACUCAGGAGGAGAAAGAAUUGGGAAUGAUGGGCAUGGGCAUGGACAUGGGGGGAGAGAGCUUUCUGGAUUGCCUCCUUCCAUGGGUUCGCUUGAUUUUUGAGAAAAAAACCCAAACCCAAAACCAAGACUUUGUAUUUGUCGUCUUCUAUUUGAUGCGCUCUCUCUACUCUACUCUACUCUACUUUAUGUUUAUGAAGAUUGACACUCCUAUUUAUUUAUUUUCUAGGUCGGUUGUUAUUAGUUUUGUGUAUCCUGGUUGGUUAUUUAGUAAAAUGUUUAGACAAGACAAGACUCUACUAUUAUUGUGAUUCCAAGGAAACUUUAUCAAUCAAUCAAUCAAUCAUCAAUGCAAUGCAUGCAACAAAGUUAUUGACUA
Molecule: messenger RNA, 3346 nt
Organism: Lactuca sativa (garden lettuce)
Lineage: Eukaryota; Viridiplantae; Streptophyta; Magnoliopsida; Asterales; Asteraceae
Product: auxin response factor 8
Biological process (GO): regulation of DNA-templated transcription; response to hormone
Cellular component (GO): nucleus
Molecular function (GO): DNA binding
Source: RefSeq, a predicted model, not a curated record